GUCAUUCUGGUGGAAGUGUCAACUCUAACCUUGUAUGAAACAGAAUGUGCACCAAACUGGCCAAUGAUAAUAGUAAACAUUUCACAAGAAUGAGUAUGCUCCAUGCAACAGAAAGCAAAAAUCCUGCAAUUAAUGAAGUGAUUCCCAAAUAAAAGACGGAACCAUCUCCACAAUAGUUCUGUUUAUCAUUCCAUUCUUCGGUAGAUAAUAUUGCACACUAACACAUCUUAAACUUCAUCAAUGGCCAAACAAACCCCAUGUUCUUUUCUUCUUGUUCUUGUUCUAGGGGAGCUUUUCUUUGAAGGGGUUGUGAAUGUCCAGAGUGAGUAUACAUCUGCAGUUGGUGAUCCAGAAAUGAGAAGAGACAGUCUUCGGGUUGCGAUAGAGUCGUGGAAUCAAUGCAAUGAGGUUGGAGAAGAAAAUCUUCAGACAGGUAGCCCAAGAGCUGCUGAUUGCUUCGACAUAUACAGAGUUUAUUCUCCACAGAAAAACAGUGACAGUUGCUCUAUCUGCAAUGAGAUGCCCUAUGUAUUAGUCCACAGAGUCACAGAUGCAGACAACAAGUUAAGGACAGGAGAGCCUUUUCUUGGUCUGCAACCGAAGUCUCAGUUUGAUGUAGACCUUUACGCAGCGGAUAAGGAACUCUAUUUGGGAUCCAAAUGUGAAGUUGAUGAUACCCCAAAUCCAUGGCAGUUUUGGAUGAUCAUGCUCAAGAAUGGCAACAUGGACACUACCGCUGCCAAAUGCCCGAAAAAUGGCCACAAAGUUGGACCAUUUAGGCCUGACUACAACGCCUUUCCUUGUUUCGGAGAUGGCUGCAUGAAGCAGCCAUAUAUUUACCAUGACUAUACCAAGUUGCAAUGGCCUGAUAUAACUACUCUAAAGGGAAGGUUUUUCGGGUCGUGGGACUCUAACUGGGAUGUGAGUAGAGGAGUGAUGGGGAACACUUCUUACUAUUCUGUUACUUGGGAAAAGAAAAUUGGAGAAGGAAGUUGGGUUUUCCACCAUGUCUUGAGGACUUCAACAAAGUAUCCAUGGUUGAUGCUUUACUUCAGAUCAGAUUCCACAAAUGGAUUUUCUGGUGGCUACCAUUACUCUACAAGAGGGAUGUCCAAAAUUAUUCCAGAAUCACCAAAUUUUAAAGUGAGGUUCACCUUGAAUGUGAUCAAAGGAGGGGGUCCUCACAGCCAGUUCUACCUAAUGGACAUGGGGAGCUGUUGGAAGAACAAUGGGCUGCCUUGUGAUGGCAAUGUGACUUCAGACGUCACCAGAUACAGUGAAAUGAUCAUAAAUCCACAAACACCUGCAUGGUGCAAGCCAGAAAAACUUGAUGUAUGUCCACCUUACCACACAUUCUCUAAUGGAACUAGAGUUCAUCGAAAUGACACAUCCCGCUUCCCUUAUGCGGCUUAUCACCUGCACUGCUCACCUGGGAAUGCAGAGCAUCUUGAAGCUCCUUCUAGUUUGUGUGAUCCAUAUAGCAAUCCUCAGCCUCAGGAGAUAGUUCAAAUCUUGCCGCACCCUGUUUGGGGUGAGUAUGGGUACCCUACAAAGCAAGGGGAGGGUUGGAUUGGGGAUUCAAGGACUUGGGAGCUUGAUGUUGGGAGGUUAUCACAAUCACUUUACUUUUACCAGGAUCCAGGAACUAGACCAGCUAGAAGGCAAUGGAUGUCUAUAGAUUUGGGGACUGAAAUUUUCAAAGAUCCUGAUCAAGUGGCUGAGUGGACUGUUAGUGACUUCAACAUACUUGUGCCUGAGCAAUGAAUGGAGACGAAAGAGACACUAACUAGCUUUACUGUUUGAGCUUCAAACAAUCCGAUGUUAAAAGGCCUAAAGGCUACCUUCUACCUGAAGGAUUGAGUUUUAGACAGAAUCAAUCACCAAUCUUUUUCUCCUAUCAAAUUUUGGAUAAUUCAGCAACAUAAACUUACACAACAAAUAGCUUGCUUGAAAGUUAAUGCGCAGCAGAGCAGUCCCAAAACGGCUUUCUGAUAUAUGUUUUAAUUGAUGCCUACCAUUUUUACAGUCUUGAGUCUCUG
This is a messenger RNA of Rosa rugosa (rugosa rose), 2039 nucleotides long. RefSeq lists its product as uncharacterized. Bases 241 to 1764 code for a protein of 507 amino acids. The transcript is spliced from 4 exons. The record is from RefSeq and is a predicted model, not a curated record. NCBI's taxonomy places the organism in Eukaryota, Viridiplantae, Streptophyta, Magnoliopsida, Rosales, Rosaceae.